AUGACGCCUACAUUCACACGGGCCGGCCACGUCGGCGAGCGGCUUUUCGCUCUACGCAAGCCAGCCAACCACCCUCUCUACACUCCAGGAGCCAUAAUGGCCUCCGUCACGGUCGUCUCGCCCGAAAUCGCACGGGCGAGUCUGCAUGUCUCGAUUCCCUGGCAGCAGCACAUCUACGGCUACCCCUUCCUUGCGCUCUACCCCCUCCUCGCGUACGCCUACUACGUCAAGUACGAUGACUGGCUGGGGGGCGAGGAGUGGACGUUCCUUGCCUGUGUGUCCCUUGGUGCGGGGCAUGCACUCAGCUUUUUGGUGACGAAGUGGAACGCGGGUGCCAGGGCGUGGAUCACCACUCAUCGGGCCUACUCCCUCGAAGACGCCAACCGCAUCCGCCUCGUGCCCCAUCCACACAAAGGCCAGGGCGACAUCGUCCCACUCACCAAGAAGAACCCCGCCGACCCGCUCACCUGGACUUUCUCCUACAACCGCGACUCCUACGCCCUGACCUCCCUCUCUCCCCUCGUCUUCUCGCGGCUCGCCUAUCCCUCCUCCAGCAAGCCCGCCCUCGGCUCCUUCCUCCACCCGCCCAGCCUCACACAAACGAAGCUCCCCGAGCUCCAGGCGCUGUACGGCGACAACGAGUUCGACAUCCCCAUCCCCUCGUUCACCGAGCUCUUUGGCGAGCAUGCGACCGCCCCGUUCUUUGUCUUCCAGGUGUUCUGCGUCGCGCUGUGGUGUCUCGACGAGUAUUGGUACUAUAGUCUGUUCACGCUGUUCAUGUUGAUCGUGUUCGAAUGCACCGUCGUAUGGCAGCGUGUAAGGACCCUCACAGAGUUCAGGACGAUGUCCGUCCAGCCCUACCCCAUCCAAUGCUACCGCAACUCGAAAUGGGAGGUGCUCAGCACCGACAAACUCCUGCCCGGCGACGUCGUCUCUGUCGCCCGCGUCGGCGACGAGACCACCGUCCCAGCCGACAUCAUCCUUAUCAACGGCACCGCCAUCGUCAACGAAGCCAUGCUCUCCGGCGAGUCGACCCCGCUCCUCAAAGAGUCCAUCCAGCUGCUCGAGCCGAACGAGAACCUCGACGUCGACGGGCAGCAUAAGAACGCAGUGCUCUUCAGCGGGACCAAGGUCCUGCAGGCGUCUAAAUCUUCGGAGAUCGCCUCACCCAUCAAGACACCCGACGGCGGCUGCCUCGGCGUCGUCGUCCGCACCGGGUUCGGCACAGCGCAGGGCCAGCUCGUGCGCACCAUGAUCUUCUCCACCGAGCGCGUCUCCGCGAACAACCUCGAGUCCUUCCUCUUCAUCGGCUUCCUCCUCAUCUUCGCGAUCGCUGCGAGCUGGUAUGUGUGGACGAAAGGCAUUGAGAGGGACCUGAAGAAGUCCAAGCUCCUGCUCGACUGCAUCCUCAUCAUCACGAGCGUCGUCCCGCCCGAGCUGCCCAUGGAGCUCUCGCUCGCCGUCAACGCCUCCCUCGUCGCCCUGUCCAAGUUCGCCAUAUUCUGCACGGAGCCCUUCCGCAUCCCCUCGGCAGGUCGCGUCGACGUCUGCUGCUUCGACAAGACCGGGACUAUCACCGCGGAGAACCUGGUUCUGGAGGGUGUCGCGGGUGUCGACCACACCGAUCAUAAGAAACUGCUCAGCGUCAAGGAGGCGUCAAGAGAGACGACACUGUGUCUCGCUGCCGCGCAUGCCCUCGUCCGGUUAGACGACGGGACGGUCGUCGGAGACCCAAUGGAGAAGACGACGCUGGACGCGCUCGAAUGGACCCUCGGCAAAGGCGACGUAAUAACCCCCGCCCCCUCCUCCGCGUACAAAACCACCCUCACCAUCCGGCGGCGCUUCCAAUUCUCCUCCGUCCUCAAACGGAUGUCCACCAUCUCCUCCCUCCCAGGCGGGCGGCUCAUCGCCUGCGUCAAAGGCGCGCCCGAGACGCUCAAGGGCAUGCUCACCCUCAUACCCCCCUGGUACGACGACGUCUACAAAGGAUACACGCGCCAGGGCAGCAGGGUGCUGGCGCUGGGGAUGAAGGAGAUGGAGGCGAUGGGUGGCGAGAAGAUUAAUAAGCUGCAUAGGGGACAGGUGGAGAGUGGAUUGGUGUUUGCGGGCUUUUUGGUGUUUCAUUGUCCGUUGAAGAGCGAUGCGGUGGAGAGUUUGAAGAUGUUGGCGGAUUCGUCGCAUCGGUGCGUUAUGAUUACUGGCGACAACCCGUUGACGGCCGUGCACGUCGCGCGCGAAGUUGAGAUCGUCGACCGCGAGGCCCUCAUUCUUGACCUGGCUGAGAACGCCAAACACGAAAAGGACCUCGUCUGGCGCACCGUCGACGAGCGCACCAUCAUCCCCGUCAACCCCGACCAGCCACUCGACACCACCCUCUUCGACUCAUACGACAUCUGCAUCACCGGCCCCGCCAUGAAACAGAUCCUCCCCACUUCCUCCUGGGCCCUCCUCGUCCAACACACCUACGUCUACGCGCGCGUCUCCCCCUCCCAAAAAGAGUCUAUCCUCACCACGCUCAAAACGCUGGGCUACAUAACCCUCAUGGCAGGCGACGGGACGAACGACGUCGGCGCGCUCAAGCAGGCGCAUAUCGGGGUGGCGUUAUUGGAUGGGACGCAGGAGGAUCUGGAGAAGAUCGCGGAGCGGCAGAGGUUGGAGCGGGUGAAGAAGGUGUAUGAGAGCCAGCUGAGUAUUAGUGCGCGGUUUGGACAGCCGCCGCCGCCGGUGCCCGCGGCGAUUGCGCAUUUGAUGCCGGGGGCGGUGGAGGCGCAAAGGAGGGCGGCGGAGCAGCAGGCGCAGGCGAGGCAGAAGAACCCGAUGGAGAAGUUCGAUUUGGCGUCUAUUACGGACAAGCUGGCCGACAUGGAGGGCGACGAGGAUGUUCCCAAGAUCAAACUCGGAGAUGCCUCCUGUGCCGCUCCUUUCACUUCGAAGCUCUCGCACGUCGCUGCUAUCACACACAUCAUCCGCCAAGGCCGAUGCACGCUUGUCGCGACGAUCCAGAUGUACAAGAUCCUCGCGCUCAACUGCCUCAUCACGGCGUACAGUCUGAGCGUGCAGUACCUCGACGGAAUCAAGUUUGGUGACUACCAGGUCACGAUAACGGGCAUGCUCAUGUCCGUCUGCUUCUUGUGUAUCUCCAGAGCCAAGCCCGUUGAGAAACUGUCAAGAGAACGGCCGCUCGGGAACAUCUUCAACCUCUACGUUCUCUUGUCCGUCCUCCUCCAAUUCGCACUGCACAUCGCGUCGCUGGUCUACAUCACCAACCUCUCUCACAUCUACGAAGCCCCCGGCCCCAUCGACCUCGAAGCCAAGUUCGAGCCCAGCCUUCUGAACACCGCGAUCUACCUCCUCGGGCUCUCGCAGCAAGUGUCCACCUUCACGAUCAACUUCCAGGGACGGCCCUUCCGCGAGGGCAUCCGCGAGAACACGACGCUGUGGUACGGCCUGCUCGGUGCCAGCGCGGUCGCGUUCUCUGGAGCGACGGACUUUUUGCCCGAGCUGAAUAGGUGGUUGCAGAUCGUGGUCAUGGAGGACUCGUUCAAGCUCCGUCUGACACUGACGAUGAUCAUCGACUUUGCCGGCUGCUGGAUCAUCGAGGUCAUCUGCAAAUACCUCUUCGCCGACCUCGAGCCCAAACCGAUGGUUACACGCGGCCGCGAACGCCGCGAGGCACGGAGACGACUGGAAGAGGCGGAGAAGGCGAAGAACCUAGAAAAUGCUCAUGCUAAUGGUGCUCAUGCUAAUGGGGACUCGAAGAUUAAGGUCCAAUAG
This is a messenger RNA of Cyclocybe aegerita, 3774 nucleotides long. The record is from the annotation of a GenBank genome assembly. NCBI's taxonomy places the organism in Eukaryota, Fungi, Basidiomycota, Agaricomycetes, Agaricales, Hemipholiotaceae.